Anguilla anguilla (European eel) is the source of this 1629-nucleotide messenger RNA. Its product is annotated as tRNA selenocysteine 1-associated protein 1-like. Gene Ontology annotation, cellular component: nucleus. NCBI's taxonomy places the organism in Eukaryota, Metazoa, Chordata, Actinopteri, Anguilliformes, Anguillidae. The transcript has 7 exons. The coding region runs from base 171 to 761 and encodes 196 amino acids. The record is from RefSeq and is a predicted model, not a curated record. Gene Ontology annotation, molecular function: tRNA binding. Gene Ontology annotation, biological process: selenocysteine incorporation.
UCAAAUGCAUCAUGGAGUGACCCGGGUUAGAGUGCAGGACGCAUCGCACUGAUGCUGUUCAGUAGAUUUAUCUUGUUAGUCAGCUAGUUAUUGGUAUCGAAAUAGCUCAUGACCGAAGUUCGACCCAAUUUUUAUUCAAGCUGAAGAACUGGUGAAAGUAUACGAACAAAAUGAGUUGUCUAUGGAUGGGCAAUCUGGAGCCCUACAUGGAUGAGAAGUUCAUCUCCCGCGCCUUCGCCACCAUGGGGGAGCUGGUGGUGGGGGUGAGGAUUAUUCGCAAUAAGAUGACAUGGGGCGCUGCGGGGUACUGCUUUGUGGAGCUGGCGGACGAAGCGACGGCAGAAAGGUGUCUCCGUAAGAUCAACGGGAAACCCCUUCCUGGAGCCACACCGCCCAAAAGGUUCAAGUUGAACCGCGCCACGUAUGGGAGGCAAGGGGACGGCAGGAACAGAGGGGGUCCCCCAGAUGGGCGCUGUGCUCAGCCGUACCCCUACGGUCACGGCCAGUACUACCAGCAGUACCCCAACUACUACAACAACUGGGGCUAUGAGCACAGCACCGCCAGCUACUACAACCAGUACGACUACAGCACACAGGCAUAUGAAGACGUUGAAGAUGACGGACUAGAGGAUCCCGGGGAGCAGCUGGACGUGACUGAGGCCAACAGGCAGUUCAUGGAGGAGAGCGAGGAGCUGUAUGAUGCCCUGAUGGAAUGCCAUUGGCCGCCCCGGGACUCCGCCCACCUCCCCAUCUCCCUUUAGCCCACCUCUGCUCGCACGUCACAUGACAUGACUCGCGUCUGAACGGUCCACUCAGUCUUAUCUAUAGGCCCUAUGGAAGGUUAAAGGUCAUUUUGAGCCAGGCUGGGCUGGCAUUCUGAACUCUCCUGGAUGACGUUCCUCUGCUUCCCUCAGAAUCUGCAGGAUUCUUUUCUCUUGCAUCUUUCGCUGCCCGUUUCGUCCUUGCCCCCCCACCCUUUCUUUGUAGGGGCUUAUGAGUAAGCAGCAGCUGUGAACCACGGACUGGUCUGGGGACACUGGUAUACACAAAGAAACUGCCCUGUAUACACAAGGAGUAAGGGAGGACCUCAGUGUGGACUGGGGAAUCUGAACAGAAAAUCCCUUCCUGCAACAGAAGAUUCUUUAGCAGCUUGUCUGUGUUUAAUUUCAGCAGGUCUGGGCUGUGCAUCUCUGUACACGCAGUGUGGAUCUUGUGGGAUUGGAGGACGUUCACAGAAAGGUGGCAGUCUGAUUCAGCUUGUUCUUUAUGUCCAGUAAACAUUAGCGCAUUCCAAGCCGACUCUCUCCUGAGGCAGAGUGCAGUGCGGAGUGCUUUUCUGCUGUAGAUACUCACAGCAGUCUAAACUACGGCAUUGCCAUUAUUGCACACACAUUUGUUUUGGUUACCCAAGGUGCAAUUUAAGUAGUGUUUGUGUUGAAUGUGUGCCGAACAUUGACUAGAGUACAUGUCCCCCCGAGUGCAUUUUUCACCAUAAAAUUUCAUCUCUUCGGAAUCACCGGAGAAUAUCAGUGAAAUAAAUGUACAGAUUAGUUACCUGUAGACCUUUCAGAACAAUUUCGCCAUCUUGUGUUAUUUUGCAAAAAAAAAAAUAAAGAAUAUUUCUCUUUU